Batrachochytrium dendrobatidis JAM81 is the source of this 912-nucleotide messenger RNA. RefSeq lists its product as uncharacterized. Gene Ontology annotation, molecular function: hydrolase activity. The record is from RefSeq and is a predicted model, not a curated record. The transcript has 2 exons. Bases 1 to 912 code for a protein of 303 amino acids. Lineage: Eukaryota; Fungi; Chytridiomycota; Chytridiomycetes; Rhizophydiales. Gene Ontology annotation, cellular component: cytoplasm; nucleus.
AUGGCAAAGGGUGUUCCAGCAGUAACAGCACGCAAGGUCCGUAAACUUCUCUGUCUGCAUGGCUAUACUCAAAAUGCGACAGUGUUUCGAAAACGUACGGCUGUUUUUCGCAAGGAUAUUUCUACUCACUAUGAGCUCGAGUUUGUAACAGCACCCCAUCAAGCCAACGUGCCUGCUCGCACUGAUGCUACAAACGUUUUAUCCAUGUUGUCUAAAACGUUGAAUGAUGGGAGUAGAAAUGGAUCGUCUGAAGAUACUGAUGAACAACGGGCAUGGUGGGUUGCUUCAGAUUGUGGAACAGUAUACCAAGGACUGGAUGAAUCGCUAAAAAUGCUGGAACAAGUAUGGCAUAGUCGAGGGCCAUUUGAUGGAAUAUUGGGAUUUUCACAAGGUGCUACAAUGGCGUGGCUAUUAGCAGGCUAUCUGCAUCGCACAUAUAGAGUAAAACUACAGGCUGAGCCACUAUCUAACACAGAUGCUGGCGCAUUUAAUACAUCACUAGACGAUCAGUCAAAAUCUGCCUCUGCAAUACCAUUGAUGGUUGUUGCUGUAUCUGGCUUUGUACCAAAGUCUGAUCACGGACUUGCUUUAAUCAAAGAUGCUGGAGAAGCAAAGAUUCGGGGGUUACAUAUUAUUGGUCGUAGCGAUACUUGGGUUGAUCCGAUUCGUAGUGAGCAAUUAGCAAUGAUGCUUAAAAGUAUAAGCUCAAGUUGUACAAGUACCUUGUUGGAAUCACCUUUAGCACUGAAAACGAAUUCACAAGAAAGUCCUAAUGACCACCAAAUGAUGAUGAAUGAGUCCAAUCCUGCUUCGCCAACUACUACGUGCGAGUCAAAUGGCAUUGACGGACCUAUUCAAUCUAUCUUGUAUCACGAUGGCGGGUAUGUCAAUUUAACGAUCAAGUUUAUUUGA